Molecule: messenger RNA, 921 nt
Organism: Engraulis encrasicolus (European anchovy)
Lineage: Eukaryota; Metazoa; Chordata; Actinopteri; Clupeiformes; Engraulidae
Exons: 5
Coding region: 56-760 (234 amino acids)
Source: RefSeq, a predicted model, not a curated record
GAGAGGACACCCUCCAUCAACAGUUCAGCCAGUGCCUAACUCUUCACAAGAGUGUAUGGAGGAUGACACGAGCUACGCAGAGCAUAUGAAAUACAUAGCGCAAGAGAUGAGGAAAGCUGCACCCAACAUACAGCAGAUCAAAGUGCGAAUGAGGAGGACACUUUUGCAGCGGACGGCGGACAUGACCAAAGCAACAGAGCACGUCAUGGAACAAUUUCCAUUCCUUGGAAAUCCUAUUCUAUUGCGCCAUGAAAUGAUGCUCAGGCAUGGGAUCGAUGUCACCAACCUUACAACGGAGUUGGAGGGAGUGGCGCACAACAUCAUCAAAGCCAUGAGGGAGAAAAAAGACCCGAAACCAGUUUCACGGACCCUGCUGGAUGACUCCGAUGAGGCUGGGAUGAAGAACGCUGCCCUGCUACUGCUGCCAAGCUUGUUCAGAGAGGACAGUAAUUUCAUUUACUGUAUAGAGGAACCAGUCAGCCCGAACCCAACCAUCGUUUUCCACGGGUCCCUGAAUGCCCUGAAAGCAGAGAACAUCAGCAUCCAUCUGGAUGGAAAAACCAUUGUCAAAGCAAAAUUGUCCAUCCCAGAAUCAAUUGAAUGUCUGUUCUGUGUUUAUUUUCUUUUCAACGUUUCAUACCCCACGCCAAUAGUUAACACCCUUACCUUUAUCGAAAAAUUCUUGCUAAAAUUGCCCAACAAUACAAAGAUUCCCCUCCCUGUCCUCAAAAUGCAUAACCAAUUAAUGUCCUACAAUUAGAUUACUUAGAAACAUGUUUUUUUUAAAUUGUCUUUUAUUCAAAGGUGUGUGUGUUAUGUCACUAGGAUUAGAUUUAUUUGUUACACCAGCGCUGUGCAGCCUUGCUAUGUUAUUCCCAGCGCCCUUGUGUGUGUGUGUGUGUGUGUGUGUGUGUGUGUGUG